UCUUGGACACGGCGCUGCGCUCUCGGCGCUCCGCCGCUCUGCUCGUCACCCCGCCCUCCCUCCACCUCAAUCUCCACCACAACCAGCGCCGAAACCGCACAACAGGAGGAGACAGGAUGUUCAGACCGCGUCUUUCACAGUGAUCCCACAUACACCUCUCAUCCAGGAACACCGGCGUCUCUCAGCGAUCAGCCCCAGAGGCGCGUCUCGCUCUUCCGCUCUUCCGCUCGCUUUGCCAGUAGCCCCGCGCCGCGCUGUUCCGCGACGGUCCGGUCCGCUCGCUUUCCCCCCCCCCACCCCCCACCCCCCUCACUUGGAGAACAGUUUAUUCCCUGAAAGCUGGAUGAAUUAUUGGAGAGUUGCGAACAAGUGCGAGAAGAAAGCUGAGGCUCGGGAUCUGCCUCCUCGCUCCGUCCAGGGAAGAGAAGCCGGAGUUGUGGACGAACAUGGAGGGGACGUCCCUGUAUCUUCCUAUUGUCAUUUUACUGAUGCAAUGUUCCCCCUCUUCUCCUGUCACAGUGUCGUCCAACAGACACAAGGUGGAGGUCCGAGAGUUCUCAGAUGCGGUGCUCUCCUGCAUGUUCCACACAGAGCGAGACCAGAACCCGCGCAUCGAGUGGAAGAAGAAGGGGAAAGGUGUUUCUUUUGUCUACUUUGAUGGACAAUUUAAAGGUCCCUUUGAGGGCCGGGCCUCCAUCGAAGGGGCCACGGUGACGCUACAAAGGGUGACCCAGGACGACGCUGGGGAGUACCGUUGUGAGAUCAGUGCUCCUCUGGACUCAGUCAACCUGGGCGAGACCAACGUCACACUCAAAGUCCUGGUUCCUCCACACACGCCGUCCUGUGAAAUCCCAAGCGGGGCGGUGACGGGCUCAGUGGUGCAGCUGCGUUGUAGGGACCAACAGAGCAUUCCACCUGCCACAUACUCCUGGUACAAGGACGGCCAGCAAAUCAGCCCGCCACGACACACCAACGCCACGUAUCUAAUCAAUGCACGCAUAGGAAUACUGGAGUUUAAAUCUGUAGCCAAAGAGGACACCGGUCGAUACAGCUGCCUCGCUUCCAACGGAGUGGGACCGCCAAAGAUGUGCGAGGGGAAGCGCAUGACGAUAGAGGAUGUCAACGUCUCCGCCGUGGUGGCCGCAGUAGUGGUGGUCUGCCUCGUCAUCCUGAUCUGCGGCUGCGGCGGGUACCUCUUACACCGCAACGGAUUCUUCAGCCCAGGACACAGAGGAAGGUCAUUUUGGAUCUCCCAGUGUCACGGUGCGUCUCACAUCAGCAGCCAAACCCUGCACAGAACGGAAGACACGUCCAAUGUCAACUACAUCCCUCCGCCUCAAGAAUCUACGGAUUUCAAACACACGCAGUCAUUCAUGCUCUGAGAAGCCGGCCUUCCUGUGAGAUCACAUCCCCCUCAUGAAAGGUGCCAACACUGGAUACUCUGAUGUCUUUUUCUUGUUCUUCCUGCUCUUGGACUUCCAAUAUUUGCUCUUUUCAAUCUUCCUAUUUUGGGAUCUGUUUUGACAAGCUAAUUUGCAAGGCUUCUUUUUUUUACUCUCUUGCUGUGCCGUGUGGGUCGCCUUUAGUCAUUUUCUGCUCUCAUGGGAUUUAAAUACACUCUGAUGGCCCUCUACUUCCCCCUGGUGGUCAGAUGCGGAAAUUCCAAGUGAUCAUCUGAGGGAGCAGUGGAGCUUUUUACAGACUCUGUUGCCCCCUCUGCAGGCCAAUCUUUGUACUACCUUUGUGUUCUUUGUAUCUUUAUUUUCUUUUUCUUUUUUUUUUUUUACCAAAGACUGAUUCAUGUAAUGGAAUUUAUUUGCUUUGAAAUCAUCACAAGAAAGCCAUGUUUUCAAUCUCAAACAUAAAUGCAGUUUACCUCAGCUUCUGCCACAUGCCAAUGUUUCGUCUUAUGUAACACCGAGGCCCGAGCUUUCCGCAGUGCCACACAUGAUCCGCCACGAUCUUAGUAAUAAUCUGGAACAGACCAAGACAACAGGAAGCCAAUUCUACUGAGACCAAUCCCCCUCCAUCCUAAUGUGCCUGCAUGGUCUUUUUAUAUUAUACAAUAUCAGUAUAUACCUUGUGCCUUUUUAAGUUGUCUGUCAUAUUUAUCUAUGGAUCACAGUUUUUGUAAAGAACUUGCCUUACUUUUUUCUGUCUUUAUAUUUUUGUGCCACUGUUUGUCAUUGUACUGUUUUUUGAUUUUUCAAAAUGGAGUGUCUGCUUUCAAACUGUGUGUGAAUGGAUUGUUCAGAGUUUUAUUUGAAUGGCGUAUCAUUAAUAAAAUGUUUUUAUAUUCAAAUAAC
This is a messenger RNA of Labrus mixtus (cuckoo wrasse), 2306 nucleotides long. It is a transcript of the gene jam2a, whose product is annotated as junctional adhesion molecule 2a. NCBI's taxonomy places the organism in Eukaryota, Metazoa, Chordata, Actinopteri, Labriformes, Labridae. The record is from RefSeq and is a predicted model, not a curated record. Bases 447 to 1382 code for a protein of 311 amino acids. Gene Ontology annotation, cellular component: cell surface; protein complex involved in cell adhesion; tight junction. Gene Ontology annotation, biological process: leukocyte tethering or rolling. The transcript is spliced from 11 exons.